This is a messenger RNA of Aaosphaeria arxii CBS 175.79, 1752 nucleotides long. RefSeq lists its product as uncharacterized. The transcript is spliced from 4 exons. The record is from RefSeq and is a predicted model, not a curated record. Lineage: Eukaryota; Fungi; Ascomycota; Dothideomycetes; Pleosporales. The coding region runs from base 1 to 1752 and encodes 583 amino acids.
AUGACACACAUUGCCAAUUGCAUGCGGCAGGUUGCCGACAAGACGAGCAUUUAUAUAACUCAGGAAACACCCAUCCAGCUUCCGCAACCACAGUCCUUGGAGAAGAGUCCCUCAUCAAUAACCCUACAAUCGCAAGGUACCUCACCAAAGUACCAGCUCUGGCCCGUCCCAUCAUCGUCGACGACCACAACAUCGAGGAGCCCGGUCGGAUUUCACAGGUCCACACAGUCGAUAUCUGACAAGCUGUCUGCACUAUCAAUGGGACGCUCUCCAACUUCAUUGAGCGAUACAGCAGCAGCCCCAGAAACCGUUCCCUUCUGGCAGCGUAGCAGCUCGCUGGCCAGGCGUCGCAAGAUCAGUGUACCCGAACUUGGUGCUGGAACUAUGACCACAGUGCAAGAAACCUCAAUCGAUUCUCCCACAAUACCCGGACGACCCCCUCUACGAAAAGCUUCUACUGAAGUGUUUGGCCACGAGCGAUCCAGCAGUGCUCCCGGUACCAGCUGGCGAGCAGGACCAUUCGGCGAUGCCCUUGUGGCAUGUGUAACUGGGCCAUCCCAGCAAGCAUCCGAACAAAGCUUCCUGCAAGCCGAAACCCCAGUCACAGAGACAGCUCCUCUGAAGAAGAUGGAGGCAGUAUUGCCCGUCGCAAAGCCUCUAUCGCCCAUCCUCAGCCCCAGCGCCAAACCCUCAUUGAAGGUCGACACAGCCAGUCUCCUGGAAGGCAUCGAGAUGCCACCACAAGUGCCCCCUAAGUCGCCAGCCGUUGAACGCAAAGGAUCGCCAGCACCACUCGUCCUACACUCCAAGACCAGCAGAACGCAAUUGAUGACGCCUGCGUCGGUCACCUCCGGUGGUAACACACCUCAGAGCGCACUAGACAUGCGCCGAUCGCCCAACGCCAACGGCCCAUUUCCCACGCCUGUUUCCGCCAUGUCAAACCCGUUCAGCGCGGGAUCACCGUCAAGCGCAUUCGAUCGCCGCGCCUCCCCACGUACUGAAAAGAAGGAUCCUCUAUCAUCACACAGCCGAAACAUCUCAGACACAUCUAUCAUCGACCGAGGCAGACCUGUCCGACGAGACAUCAAGAGGCAGCGAAGCCGGACCUGCUCCGAAGCCAAGAAUCCCGAAACACAGCAAGACAACUGGAAGCUACCGACAGGCCUGCGGGUGCAUGACGCAAAUGUUAAGAUGAACGAAGAUGACAAAGAAAUCCUCCAUAAACAAGCACACACCCAGGCGGAGAAAUUCGAGAUCCUUAAUAGGCGAGAUGUUGCGUCCAUGUCCAGGGAACUUCGAGCACUCGACGAGCGCUGCGAUUAUCUACGAAAGACUUACAAGUCUCUUCGUGCUGGUCGCCAGAAACUUCAUGGCCGCAUGAUAUCUUACCUCAAACGAGGAGAGACAGUCAUUUUCUCGCGCGAGUCACUUCUGAAGCAAGAAGAGGCUCUCGCCGAGCUAGACAUCUCCAUUGACGAGUUCAUCCUCAAGCUGGAGCAAGCUGAGAAUCGACGGCUCCGUCUCCGUCAAAAGCUACUAGAGCACGUAGCCGCGGCUCUGGUGCUAAACCCAUCCAACCAUGCCGACAUGGCCGAAACCACCCCACCGCGAAGUCCGGUUAAGGCGGAGAGCCCUGCGCGCAUUGACCGAAAGGACGUCGAAUCAAUCAAGAUUUACGCGGAUGGUCACGUCCUGAAUCUCUUCUCCGACAUUGAGCAAGCCAUUGGCAAGAUGUGCGAGCAGACUUGCUAA